Messenger RNA from Solanum verrucosum, 1998 nucleotides. RefSeq lists its product as uncharacterized. The record is from RefSeq and is a predicted model, not a curated record. The transcript is spliced from 9 exons. The coding region runs from base 144 to 1097 and encodes 317 amino acids. Gene Ontology annotation, molecular function: mRNA binding. NCBI's taxonomy places the organism in Eukaryota, Viridiplantae, Streptophyta, Magnoliopsida, Solanales, Solanaceae.
UAUAUAAAUAAUGUAUUUGGACAAAACCCCUCUCCUUUUGUCGUCUUUCUUAUUAUCCCACCCAAAAGUCCCCAAAUCGGUGUUCUAGGGUUUAGGGCGUGGUUGUAAACUUGUAAUUGAGCUAAGGAUUCAUUCGAUUGCAGAUGGCUGGUAAUGCUAUUCAUCCAUUCCACCAACAGUGGCCUCCAGCUCCAGCCCCUCCUCUUCCUUCUGGCCCUCCUCCACAUCAUCACCAUCACUCAAUGCCCAUCGAUGAGGUUCGGACGAUUUUCAUCUCCGGGCUACCGCAGGAUGUAAAGGAGAGAGAAUUGGUGAAUCUUCUGAGGUGGUUACCAGGUUACGAAGCAUCUCAGCUCAAUUUCAAAGGCGAACUACCCAUGGGUUUUGCCUUGUUCUCUAACCAUCAAUGCGCAAUCGGUGCAAAGGAAGCCAUUCAGGGUUUGAUUUUUGAUACGGAGGGGAAGUGUGUUCUGCACACAGAGAUGGCCAAGAAAAAUCUCUUUGUCAAAAGAGGAAUUGUAGCUGAUUCAAAUGCACAUGACCAGAGUAAACGGAUGCGUACUGGAGGUGAUUACACACACAGUGGUUAUUCAAGUCCCUCUCCUUUCCACCCUCCUCCCGCACCUGUCUGGGCACCACAUGGGUAUAUAACUCAAGCUCCUCCACCAUACAAUCCAUAUGGAGGCUACCCUGUUGCGCACAUGCCAAUGGCUGCACCUGCUCCUGUGCCAGCACCAAGCAGUUAUGCGCCUGUCCAGAAUACUAAAGACAACCCUCCCUGCAAUACCCUUUUCAUUGGUAAUCUUGGAGAGAAUAUAAAUGAGGAAGAGCUGAGGGGCCUUAUCAGCGGACAACCUGGUUUUAAGCAGAUGAAGGUUUUGAGACAGGAAAGACAUACAGUGUGUUUCAUUGAAUUUGAAGAUGUGAAUAGCGCCACCAAUGUACAUCACAGUUUGCAGGGUGCUGUCAUACCGAGCUCUGGUUCAGUUGGCAUGCGAAUUCAAUAUUCAAAGAAUCCAUUUGGGAAAAGGAAGGACUUUGGCCACCCAGCUGUUGCCCCCAAUGCAAAUGGAGCUCCUCCACCUCUGACAUACUAGUAGCUGCAGGGGAUGUAUUCUGUUCUCUAUGCUCUGCCAAAUACAAAUGCAUCAUGCAGCUGUUGCAUGCAUCCUUGCUAUCAUCAAGUCAUGAGCAUUAUCAUCUUGACAUGAACAUCUUUUUGGACCAUAUCAUAGUUUAUCCAAGACAUGCAUUUGAAGCACAGUCAUCUCAACAUUGUCAGCUUAUUCAGGGUUCACAUUUUGUGACAUGUCAUAAGAUGCAUUUAAUUUUUGGCCUUGAAUCUUGUUGGUCUGUGGUGUCGCAUUGUAUCCUACAUUUGGGAAUUUCUUUAUCUUGUGUUAACAUAUGUUUUAAACCUUAAGUGACUUCUUAGCACCUCUAACAACGUAUUAUGUGUGAGUGAAAUAGAAUCUGCAUCAUAAAUUGAGAUCUUAGUGUGAUUAGCAUCCAUCUCAACUCUCUCUGGUUAGGGUUGUCAGUCACUCCUUUAACCCCUUACUCAAACUGAUGAUAACGCUAUAACAUCCAGGUUUUCAGAUCCUGGAAGACUGGAUUGUCCUGGAAAUUCUAUUGUGCUUGUGUUAUGCAGGAUUUGUGCAAAAAGAGGGGACUUCCUUUUACUUGGGGAUUGGCAAUUGCUGGAGUUGCUUUAUCCAGGUAUUUUGUUCCUCAUGCAGAGUGUGCACGAUUGUAUAGAUGUUGAUGCAGCACCGUGUGAGAAGAUGGUUCUUGUUUGUUUCAGGCUGGUGUGCUAGGUUUGAGCUUUCUCGCAUGUUUCCUUUUUGCUCAGCUAACUCCAAUUGAAAACAAAAGUUGGACUCCUUGAUUUUUCAUGGUUGACUGGUUGUGGAUAAAUGAUCUGUAACAAUUUAGAAUGAGUGACUUUGAAGAGCAAUAGUUAGAGGAUUUUGUAGGAAUUAGUAAAUCCAUUAGAUU